Hemiscyllium ocellatum (epaulette shark) is the source of this 4550-nucleotide messenger RNA. RefSeq names its product small nuclear RNA activating complex, polypeptide 4 (gene snapc4). The transcript is spliced from 22 exons. Lineage: Eukaryota; Metazoa; Chordata; Chondrichthyes; Orectolobiformes; Hemiscylliidae. The record is from RefSeq and is a predicted model, not a curated record. Bases 8 to 4177 code for a protein of 1389 amino acids.
CGGCAAGAUGGCGGCCGUGCCUGGUGGUCUGGGCGGGAUGUGGGUCCCUGAGCCUCCCGCUGGGCCCAGCGACCCGCUGCAGGCGGAGAGGGAGCGGAUCCGCCGGGAGAUCCUGGAGCUGGAGCAGCGCCUGGGGGUGGCGCCGGGCACCGAGCUGUACAGCGGCGGCGGCGAGAGUGACGAUGAGCCAGAUGCUGAAGGCGAAGGGAUUUCUUUGGCUUUUGCCAGAGACCAAGUGCCUCAGCUUGCAGACAGUGGUAUGGAUGAUGAUGGAGAUGAGCUUCCUGAGGACCCUGAGACCUGCCUGCAGAUGAACCUGGUGUAUCAGGAAGUGAUUGUGGAGAAGCUGCAGGACCUUGAGCUGCUGCUCGCCCACAAUAAGGAGCAACAGUCUGAAAUCAUGUCUGACCUGGCUGGACAUGGGGUGGAGAAAGCAAAGUCAACAAAAAAUCCAUUUCCCACUUUGUACCUGGGACACUUCCUGAAACCAUAUUUCAAGGAUAAAGUCACUGGCCUGGGCCCACCAGCAAACCAGGACACAAAGGAAAAGGCUACACAAGGCAUCAAAUCCUUUGAUGAAUUUUUAAUUACAAGCUGGAAACAGAAAGAAAAGGAAAAGUUAAGGCUCUCAAUCGCAAGUGACGCGAUGCAGAGGCUGCUGCAGCCCAAACUCUUAAGGCUUGAAUAUCUAAACAAGAAGAUGGAACUGUCCCGCGAUGAAACGGAAAAAGAGAUGUUGAUGAAACAAAUCGGAGAGACCAAUCGAGAAAUGGACAGCAUCAACCAGAUGACGCAGCGCCAGUUGUUGGGAAAUAGGUUUGAUGACCACGACUGGAUCAAGAUUGCCAAUAUUGAUUUUGAUGGCACUCGCAGGUCUGAAGAUAUUAAAAACCUCUGGCAGAAUUCUGAACAUCCAAGUAUUAGCCAAGCAGAGUGGAGCAAGGAAGAGGUGCAGAGCCUGAUUGAGAUUGCAGAGAAGCACGGCUGUGUGGACUGGGAGUGCAUCGCAAGUGAGCUGCAGACGAGCCGUACAGCUUUUAUGUGCCUUCAGAAAUACCAGGAGUUUAACAAGGAGCUGAGGAAAAAAGAAUGGACUGAGGAAGAAGACCAGAUGCUGACUGAGCUAGUGCAGAAGAUGAGAGUAGGAAACUUCAUUCCAUACACCAAGAUUGCAUAUUUCAUGGAGGGUCGGAAUAGCAGCCAGCUGCUCUACCGCUGGUCCAAAUCUCUGGAUCCCACAGUGAAGAGGGGGCCAUGGACACAAGCCGAAGAUGAGCUACUCCUGAAGGCAGUGGCGAAAUAUGGAACCCGGGAAUGGUUCAAGAUCCAGGAAGAGGUCCCUGGGAGGGUUGAUGCUCAGUGCAGGGGCAGGUUUCUGAAUACUUUGAACCAUAAUCUCCGGAAAGGAAGGUGGUCACCUGAGGAGGAGAGGGAGUUCAGGGUGCUGCUUGCCAGGCACGGAGUUGGUAGAUGGUCGAAGAUAUCUGCAGGCUUGGUCGGCAGAACAGAAGCUCAGUGUCUGCAUAAGUGGAAAGCACUAACAGGCAUUAAGGCCAAGGAAUGGGCCCAGUCUAAACCUCCAAGAAAGAGCAGGUCAAAACGCAUUAAAAAGAGGAGGCGGGAAACGAGUUCCGAGUCUUCGGAAUACUCAUCUGAGGAUAUUGAAUUCAUGGAGUCGGAGGAAGAGCGGGAGCAGGAGCGACAGAAGCAAGAGGAGGAGGAGGAGGAGGAUUCCAAGGAUGCCGAGGAAGCGGAGCAGGAAAAGCAGGAGGCGAGCUGCUGGAAUCCAGCGGAGUCAUUGGUGCUGGAUGUGGACCGUUGGGUACCGGUUGUUGAAAAUAAGCCAGCGCCAGGCAAGGUGUCUGAAAGCUGCCAGGCUAGCAGCACGGCGCCCGUGAAGGCUGAAGCUCUGAAUCGCCUUGGGGGAGCCAAGGUAAACCAGUUUUGGGGGCGUUUGUCGUGUCGAGCCAGUGCUGUCGCAAAUGCAAGUGAAGCAGACAAGAAAGGAACAGUGAGGGAUCUAGCUGCACAGAGUGGAGCACCAUCCCCAGCGGUUUGCUCCGAAGCAGCUGCGUGCCCAGCAGUGAAAAUCGCCUAUCGGAGACCUGUGCGAUCUCGGAGGGAAAGUAGGAGGACAGUGCGCCAGACCUGCAGGGUCAUUCUGGGGAAGAAGCUCAUUGCAGAGAUGUGUCGUUGGACCGCACCGAAGAUGGUCGAUCGAAGAGAAGCGGACAUUAUACGCGAGAGGCUGGAAGCUACUGGCUUAAGCACUACGCCUGUUUUUACUCUCUUGGUACAGUUGUUUCGGAUCGACAAGGAAGGCUGCAUGCAGAUUCUAAAAAAGAUGAAUCAGGAUGCCCAAGGUUUGUCUGGAAAGGAGCAGUACGGUGAGCGACUGGGGCAAGACCCUUGUGGCCUGCGAUGGAUGAAAGACAGCACCAUCAGCACGAGCAGCAAGGACACCCUGGGCGUCAGUCGGCUUAAACCGGCUGCCCCACUGCCAUUAAAUAAACCAAAAACUGUCCUGGAGUUACUAACCGAAAAGCGCAAAGCCCAGGCAGUUGGUGCCGCCCCCCACUCCAUGGCCUCCCUGGCCCACCUGGCAGAUUCCCUCAGUGAGGAGGCAGGAGGCAAGAAGCGCCCUGUUCCAAUCAAAGUGUACAGGAAGGGGAGGCGUAGACCGAAACAUGGGAGCCAACCUUCACUCCCAGAGGCUGCACCUGACCAGGAGACACCUGAUGCAGCAGGGCAGCCACAGAUACCAGGGGGGCAGGGCUCAACAUCGGACACCCCAGCAACAGCCCUGAGCGACCAGAGCCAGCCAGCUGCUCGUACACGUACACGUACUCGUACUCGUGCCCGUGCUAAACCCAGUGCUGCCAGCACCCAGCGUCGGCUGAUGCCCAUUGCCCCAAUGCCACCAGCUCCAGCCCUGGUGCUACCCAGUGGCACGUUGUUGCAGCUGAUGCUCCCCAACUCCACUGUACCUGUCAUGGCAGUUCUUACCCCUAAUGGUUUGGUGUGUGUCUCUCCAGGCUCACUCCCAGCUCAGCCCAGCCCCAGCCUCCCCCCUCCAGCCGCUGGUCAGGCCGGGCCCUCUGCGUCUCAGCCAGCCAACACUGUGAGCAGCUCCAGCACUACCUCAGUGUCCAGUGUGGCGCUGGGACCGGCCGGUUGUGGCCCUGUCGUUGGUCAGGCAGCAGUUGGUAACGAUGCUGUGACAGUGUCACUCACCACCUCAUUAAACCAGCCUCUGGCAUCCCCUUCACCAGCAAUUCAGCAAACCCCAGUGACUGCUCCCCCAGCUUCAGCCCAGACUGUGGCGCUGACUGCUGUAGCCCCCACUGCCACCAACCUCCGUUUACCAGUGGCCAGCUCCAACAACCCGAAUCUCCCCAGGCACCUUCUCCAGGGAGGAGGUUUAUUGCAGACUGCAAACCCCAUCAUCUUAACGCAGCGUCUGGAGCCCCUGUGCAAAUCACAGCCAACCAAUUACACUGUAGACUUUAGUCUUUUGUCCUGUGAGCAAGAAGCAGUGAUGAGAGACUGGCUGCAAGGUAAGGGUGGUAUACAGGUGCCAGGCAUGCCCACUAGCCUGCCAUACCUGCCCCCCUUCUCUUCCACACUCAGAGUCUUAUCGAACUUGCUACUACACAAGGCGACCUUGGAGCAGAAUCUGUCCGGCUUCGGGCCUCCUGAUGGAGCUGACCCCAAAAACAGACUCAAGGCGGCCCGGGCCUGGGUAGCUGAGCACCUGCAGAAUGAUCCAGCCUACCAGCUCCUGAAGUCACGGUUCCUGUCCGCUUUCACGUUGCCAGCGUUUCUAGCUACACUGCCGCCACAUGGAAACCGGACCACCGUUAACCCAUCGAUGGGAGCCCCCGACUCCGACUCUGAGGAAGCGAGUGAGUGCACAGACACUGAGGGAGCGAGUGAGGACAGUGCUGCAGAUCCUCAGGAGCAGUCUGCAGAUGAAAUGGCUGAAGGAGAGUUACAUCAACCCUUUGAAGUUUCCUUCACGGACCUGUCGUUUGGCAGUAACUUGACAGGCAGCCUGGAAACAACGGAGGAUCAGUCUCCCUCCGAACAGACCGUUACCCCAGAACAAACAGUGGCCCCCAAACGUGGGACAGACGUGGUGCCCAGGUGGAACCUCCGGCCAAGGAAGAAACACUGAGAGAUUCCCCAGGGACAAAAUGGUCAGCUGUCAGCGAAAAUUGAGAGGAAUUCCCAGGUUUAUGGAUCGUUUCCCCUCGUUGUGUUUGGAAGCAGGAACAGUAUGGAGGAGCUUUCCCCUGGAAUACUAACUCGGAUUUGAUGAGCAGACACAGUGUACAAACAGCUGCAGGAAGGGGAUUCAGUCAUUCCUGUCAGGGUUUAGUCAUGAGGGUCGACAGGUAUUUUCUGCAGGUGCAGUCAAUAAUGCUGUUCAGAAAGUGUUACAGAUUGUGUUCUCAUUGUUGUCUCCUUGGACCCUGUUUAAUUGGGUCAGUUCUCAUUGCUGUAGCAAAACACACAUGAUGUUUUAAUAAAGGUUAUUUUAUAAGUUA